Messenger RNA from Cebus imitator (Panamanian white-faced capuchin), 1402 nucleotides. RefSeq names its product Fas apoptotic inhibitory molecule (gene FAIM). NCBI's taxonomy places the organism in Eukaryota, Metazoa, Chordata, Mammalia, Primates, Cebidae. Bases 508 to 1113 code for a protein of 201 amino acids. The record is from RefSeq and is a predicted model, not a curated record. Gene Ontology annotation, biological process: positive regulation of neurogenesis; canonical NF-kappaB signal transduction; negative regulation of extrinsic apoptotic signaling pathway via death domain receptors. The transcript is spliced from 7 exons.
CCAGCGCGGGGCCUGCGGCUGGCUCCUACCCAUCUUUCCUUGCUGGUGGGAAGACUAGACGCAGUGCAGGACUUGGUGAUGUCCUGGAUGGGGGCUGAGGAAGGCCUGUGAGCGGAGGGUUUGGGCUAAGGCUGCGGACCGGGGUUGCGUCCGUGGAGGGGGAAGGGUGGCCUCCAGCGCUGGGCGCCCCAGGGGACCAGAGGCGCGACAAACAGUCGGCGUGUUUGGUAGUCGCGCCUGCAGAGCUUUCAGCCUCCGCGCCGGCUGCGCGGGUUUCUCGGCGAGGGGAGCAAAGCCAUGCGGCCUACGUAGCCGAGUCGGAACCAACCGGUUGUUUGGUGCGACCGCCCCCAGAGCCUCCCGCAGCCCACGGCGCACAGCCUUGUUAGAAAGUUGGACAGGUAAAAGAACCCAGGACUGGCAGUGGAGAUGGGAUUUGGAGGGAUAUGUGUUACUGAUUUCCCCAUAAUGAAGGAGAGAGGCUAGACCAGACUGUUUUUGCCAACCAUGGCAUCUGGAGAUGACAGUCCUAUCUUUGAAGAUGAUGAAAGCCCUCCUUACAGCCUUGAAAAAAUGACAGAUCUCGUAGCUGUUUGGGAUGUUGCUUUAAGUGACGGAGUCCACAAGAUUGAAUUUGAACAUGGGACUACAUCAGGCAAACGAGUAGUAUAUGUAGAUGGGAAGGAAGAGAUAAGAAAAGAAUGGAUGUUCAAAUUAGUGGGCAAAGAGACAUUCUAUGUUGGAGCUGCAAAGACAAAAGCAACCAUAAAUAUAGAUGCUAUCAGUGGUUUUGCUUAUGAAUAUACUCUGGAAAUUAAUGGGAGAAGUCUCAAGAAGUAUAUGGAGAACAGAUCAAAAACCACCAAUACUUGGGUAUUACACAUGGACGGUGAGAACUUUAGAGUUGUUUUGGAAAAAGACACUAUGGACGUAUGGUGCAAUGGUAAAAAAAUGGAGACAGCAGGUGAGUUUGUAGAUGAUGGGACUGAAACUCACUUCAGUAUCGGGAACCACGACUGUUACAUAAAGGCUGUCAGUAGUGGGAAGCGGAAAGAAGGGAUUAUUCAUACGCUCAUUGUGGAUAAUAGAGAAAUCCCAGAGAUUGCAAGUUAAUGAAUUUUAAUCUUAAGAAGUAAAGAUCAGGACUUUUUAAUUACUGUGGUAAUUAAAUGUGGUCAGUAUGUACUUACUAGUACAUUUAGUCUGCAAUGUUUUUAUUUUUUUAAAAGUUACAUGAAACUGUAACAUUCCAAGGGUCAGGAAAAAAAUCAAUUAGGUACAGUCAUAAAAAUUACAAUUUAUGAUGCAAAUAAUGUAAAAUGUUUUAAAGACAAAUGGAAAAUAAGAUAUGGACCAAAGUCACUGAUGUUCUACAAAAGUAACCUUUACUAUAAUAAAUACU